Momordica charantia (bitter melon) is the source of this 1203-nucleotide messenger RNA. RefSeq lists its product as uncharacterized. The record is from RefSeq and is a predicted model, not a curated record. NCBI's taxonomy places the organism in Eukaryota, Viridiplantae, Streptophyta, Magnoliopsida, Cucurbitales, Cucurbitaceae.
UCUUCUUCUUCUUCUUCUUCUUCUCUGUAAUCCUGCUGUCAAUCUCUCUCUCUCUCUCUCCUCAAACUCCAUUGCUAAAACCCUACUUCAAGAACCACAAUUCCCCUCAACAUUUCUCCAUUUCUCAUCUCACUUUCCAACUCUGAUUUCGCCAUGCUUUUCCUCUGGUUCUUCUUCCUCUACUUCACGCUCCCAAUGGCGGCGCCGACGCGCUCUUACGCUGCUCCGAAGCAGGAUUCCAAGUCCAUUUACGAUCUGCUUUCGGCGCACGGCCUCCCCAAGGGCCUACUCCCCGAGGGAGUUAGGGAUUACGAAAUCGACGAGGAGAGUGGGCGAUUUCAGGUCUUUCUGGAUCGGGAAUGUAAUGCGAUGUUCGAGAAUCAGCUGCAUUACGAUAUGAAUGUUUCAGGGACUUUGAGUUACGGCCAGAUCGGCGCCUUGUCUGGAAUCUCUGCGCAGGAUCUCUUCUUGUGGUUCCCUGUUAAGGGCAUUCGCGUCGACGUUCCCAGCUCCGGCGUUAUUUACUUCGACGUCGGCGUUGUUUUCAAGCAAUUCUCUCAGUCUCUCUUCGAUACUCCGCCGGAAUGUGUCGCGGUUCAAUCCCUUGCCGCUAAUUCCAAGAGUCAACACCGGAAGAUUGGGAACCAAUUUGUUCAGCUGGGUUCAGGAAGGGAAGUGGUAUAAUCACUCUUGAAGCUAUGCAAAGAGGCUGAAAGAAAUCUCCAUUAUUGGGUUGUGAAUCUUCAUUGUUGUAUAUGUCAUCAAAAGCAUAUAUUAUUAGCAAUCUGCUAUAUGGUUCUUUACACAGUGUGUGCUUGAACUUCUCAUCAUCAUCAUUCAGAGCAGAGUUUCAGUCUGGGAAUUUGUUGAGCAACUUCUGGUUUGGGUGAGGAAGAAAGGGGAAGAAGAAGAAGAACAACAACAACAACAAUUGGUUCAGAGAAAAUUCUUUUGGGGGAAGAUUGCAGAAUGGUAGGUGGAGUUCAGGUGAAAAAAUCUACACAUUUCUAUUCAAUAAUCUUCAGAAAUUUUGGUGUAUUGUGAAUAUUAUCAUCAUCAUUAUCACUAUUUACCAUCAUCAUCAUCAUAAUCAUCAUUAAUAUUAUUAUUACAGUUGCUAUAAUUAAUUUUGUUUUUUUGUCUGGAAUGCAAACUUUCUGCAAUAAACAUGUCAAGAAUAGAGUGCUGCUUACUUUUGUUUUA